UCUGCCAUAGUUUACAGAUUUCAGCUUUUUACAAAGAUUUAUCAAUUACUGCAUGCCCAUUUGUUCUUUUUCAAUGGCGAACACCAUUUUCAGCUCAAAUCAUCAUCACCAAAACAUGAAAGCAUUGCGCGUAGUGGGGCUCCUUUGUCUCAUGCUGUUGGUGCACAAGGGAGAAUCUACUGAGUUUACAGUUGGAGGCUCUAAGGGCUGGACUGUUCCUGAUCCCAAUGAAGUGCAUUAUAAUCAAUGGGCUGAAAACAACCGGUUCCAAAUCGGAGACUCUCUUGUGUUUGCGUACCAAGCAGGCCAAGACUCAGUGUUUCGCGUAACCCAGGAUUCAUACACCAAUUGCAACACUUCAGACCCUCUACAGAAAUUCUCCGACGGCCAUACUGUCGUCAAGCUAGACCAAUCUGGGCCUUUCUACUUCAUCAGCGGCAACAGAGACAACUGCCUCAAAAAUGAAAAGGUUGUGGUGAUUGUGUUGGCAGACAGAAGCAACAGCUCCAACACUAACCAAACAACCACAGCUUCUCCUCCGCCCUCAGGCUCAACAGGGACAGCGCCGUCUCCGGCACCUUCCGGCGAAGAGUCUCCGCCCGCCGGGACAGUGGAGAUAAACCCGACUCCGUCUCCUGUCAGUGAUCAGCCUCCUCCUCCAAGUGGAGCUUCUUCAAUCUCGUUUAGUUUUAUUGGUUUUCUUGGAGCAGUCACUGCUGCUUCUUCUCUUCUUUGAUCUUAUCCUCUAACCCCAUUAUUAUACCGUUUGCAUGAUUGAGCUUUUAUUUUUAUUUUUUUAUUUUUCCUUUUUUUUCCCCGAUUGUUUUCAAAGAUUGAAUGCUUUGAUAUAUAGAUGAGAAAUAAGGUGACAUGCAGUGAGUGCUUGUAACUUCACUGUUGAAGAACAUUUGUACGU
Messenger RNA from Corylus avellana, 916 nucleotides. It is a transcript of the gene ENODL9, whose product is annotated as early nodulin-like protein 9. Lineage: Eukaryota; Viridiplantae; Streptophyta; Magnoliopsida; Fagales; Betulaceae. Gene Ontology annotation, molecular function: electron transfer activity. Gene Ontology annotation, cellular component: plasma membrane. The record is from RefSeq and is a predicted model, not a curated record.